AUGGCCGAUGCCCCUCUUCUUCGACGCUUAAAUGGUCGUCCCCAGGCUUGCGAUCCAUGUCGAGCGCGGAAAGUCGCGUGCGAUCAUGGCCAGCCCACCUGUUCUCGGUGCGAGAAACGCAAAGAGUCGUGCGUCUACACCAUCUCGGAGCCAAGAGUCAAGAAGCAGCGGCUUCGGUCUCCAAGCCAAGUAAUCGCAGCUUCAACAAGUACAGUCACAUCUACAAACACAGUCGCAUCUACACACACAAUUUCACCUUCAAACACAACUGCUGCAGCAGAGUCCACGUCAACUCCCUCACCUUCGCUAGCACCUGGUUAUCUUGGCUUCACUAGUCACAAUGCAGUCUUUGAGGAAACAAGGAAUAGUCUCUCGCUCAUCCAUGGCCCUGCGCUCGAGAUUGAGCCAAGUCCGAGGAGGCCGCCGAAGACGAGGGCUUGUUUGAUUGAGAUGCCAUCUCAUCUUCGCGAGAUGUGCCUCUACGUUCUCCGUAACCUGCCCGGUCCUCGCGACGAUGUCAUGCCCAAUAAACUUCACUGUCGUGUCGACGACUGGAUGUUUAUGGUCAUUGAAGAUAUCCUGCAUACGCUUCAGCAGGACUGGAGCGAGUACCUUGCUACAAGGGAAGAUGCGCAGCUGGAGGAGAUGGCGUUGUGUAUCAGUAACAACACCUCGAGGCCCAUUCGGGAUGAGCAUUCAAGUGCCAAGGCUUGGACCGAUCAGUUCACGGGGAGUAACAUUCGUUGGGAAUCCAUCGGACUUAUCUGGACUUAUUGGAAUGGCGCACCUGGUAUGGAAGCUGCAGCUGUGAACAAGUGUUUGGGCUCUUGUGUCGAGCUUGUUCGUCAUUUUACGACUGCUAAUGAUAUACUUCUUUAUUUAUGCUAUCGCAGAACAACCAUCGAGUCUCUAGUAACAGGCGACGCUGGUUUAACGUGCUGGAGCUAUGCCGCCGAGACAGUUGCUCUUCUAACAUUUCUCGGUCUUCACGUCGGUGUGGAAGACCCAAACUACGUGCCCUCUCUAUGCUCAGAGCAUAAGCGUCGCAUAACAGCCCGGGUCUAUGCCCUCGACAAAGUCCUCGUCUCCUUCACAGGCCGACCGCCACUUCUUAGUCAUCGCUACUUUUCGGGUCCUCUGGCGAUUGACAUAGAUGAUCAAGAUCUAAUGGAUGGCGACGCUGCGAUCAAGCGCGCCAUGUCGAGGCUAGACGAUAACGGGUUUCGUCCUGAUGGAGAGUUGCUCGGUGCGGCGUUAAUAAGGGCGCGUGUGCAGAUUGCGCUUAUCAAGGGUGAACUUCUUGAGAUGGCGUUGGCGAGUAGUGUGAAAGCGACCUUUGAACGACUGGCUGAGAUUAAGACACGCUGCGAACGAACAUACGAGCGAUUCCCCCGAAAUCUCAUCCAUCGGCCAGACGAACUAGAUGAUCCGAACUGCAACGUAGAGAAUGUCUACGUGAGGAUACUUGUUCGAUUGGAGCAUCUGCAAAAUUUGUUCUUUGCCGAGAGAUUGUCGCUCCGUUUGGAACACGUUGAUGAGAACAGAUUGCUGGUGAUUAGCUUUGAGAUGGUCUGUUUAACGCUUUUGUUCUGGACACAUCAAGAUCGCUUCGCUGGAGUACGACGAGACUUUGAAUGGCUGUUGAUGGCCUUUGCGGCACCAGGAGGAGGCAUCCUCUGCCUCGAACUGCUCCGUCCAACAUUCCGCGGCACACACCCCGACUGUCCGAAACUCAGCCGCUCAGCGAUAAUACAAAAGCUCAGUCUUCUCAUCGGUUUCCUCGACUGGGUUCGACCGCCAGCUCCCAACGCAGACCUAUGCGCUGACUGCAAAGCUGUUUUGCAAGGUGUACUGGACCAUAACCUUAACGCUCCCAUCGCAGGCGGUGGAGCGCUGGAUACGCUGGAUUGGGAUAUCCCGACGCAGUUGGACUUUAAUUUUGAUCUUUUGGAUACGUUUGAUUGGUUACGGCCCGAGGUACUAAACAUGCCCGCUUGA
Messenger RNA from Fusarium pseudograminearum CS3096, 1998 nucleotides. RefSeq lists its product as uncharacterized. The transcript has 4 exons. Lineage: Eukaryota; Fungi; Ascomycota; Sordariomycetes; Hypocreales; Nectriaceae. Gene Ontology annotation, biological process: regulation of DNA-templated transcription; DNA-templated transcription. Gene Ontology annotation, molecular function: DNA-binding transcription factor activity, RNA polymerase II-specific; DNA binding; zinc ion binding. The record is from RefSeq and is a predicted model, not a curated record. Bases 1 to 1998 code for a protein of 665 amino acids.